Numida meleagris (helmeted guineafowl) is the source of this 2863-nucleotide messenger RNA. It is a transcript of the gene DNAJB12, whose product is annotated as DnaJ heat shock protein family (Hsp40) member B12. The record is from RefSeq and is a predicted model, not a curated record. Gene Ontology annotation, biological process: cellular response to misfolded protein. Gene Ontology annotation, cellular component: endoplasmic reticulum membrane. The transcript has 8 exons. Lineage: Eukaryota; Metazoa; Chordata; Aves; Galliformes; Numididae. Gene Ontology annotation, molecular function: Hsp70 protein binding. The coding region runs from base 65 to 1189 and encodes 374 amino acids.
GGCGGGGCGCGACGUCAUCACCUCGCGCGCAGCACCGCCCGCGCCCCGGCCGGCCGCCGCCGCCAUGGAGUCGAACAGGGACGAGGCGGAGCGGUGCAUCGGCAUCGCGCUGGCCGCCGUCAAGGCCAACCAGCCCGAGCGGGCCCGCCGCUUCCUGGAGAAGGCGCAGCGCCUCUACCCCUCGCCGCGGGUCCGCGUUCUCCUUGAGUCACUCAACAAGAGCGAGCCAUCAUCCAACGGGCAGUCCCAGGCCCGGGAGCCCCCAAACGCCCAGUUCAGGAAGGCAGGAGGGGACUUCCCAUCGGCCAAUGGGGAGGCUGGCGGGGAGGCCCCCAAGGGCUACACGCAGGACCAGGUGGAUGCCGUGAAGAGGGUAAAGCAAUGCAAAGAUUACUACGAAAUUCUGGGAGUCAACAGAGAAGCUUCUGAUGAGGACUUGAAAAAGGCUUACAGGAAACUUGCACUGAAAUUUCACCCAGAUAAGAACCACGCACCAGGGGCUACAGAGGCAUUUAAAGCCAUCGGUAACGCAUAUGCGGUGUUGAGCAACCCGGAGAAGAGGAAACAAUAUGACCAGUUUGGAGAUGAGAAGCUCAACCCUGCUCGGCACGGACAUGCUCAUUCGGACUUCCACCGCGGCUUCGAGGCAGACAUCUCCCCCGAGGACCUCUUCAACAUGUUCUUUGGUGGUGGUUUUCCUUCGAGUAACGUUCAUGUGUACAGCAAUGGCAGGAUGCGAUACACCUAUCAUCAGAGGCAGGACAGACGAGAGCACCAGGGUGAUGGCGGCCUUGGGCUGUUUGUCCAGCUGAUGCCUAUCCUCAUCCUGAUCAUCGUGUCUGCCCUCAGCCAGAUGAUGGUCUCCAGCCCACCCUACAGCCUGAGCCAGAGGCCGUCUGUGGGUCACGUACAUAGGAGAGUGACAGAGCACUUAAAAGUUAUCUACUACGUAUCUGAGAACUUUGCGGAGGAGUACACGGGCACGAACUUGAAAAAUGUGGAAAGGAGCGUGGAGGACGACUACAUUGCAAACCUUCGAAAUAACUGCUGGAAAGAGAAGCAGCAGAAGGAAGGCUUGUUGUACCGGGCACGCUACUUCGGAGACACGGAGCUGUACCAGCGAGCACAGAAGAUGGGCACCCCCAGCUGUAGCAGACUGUCAGACGUACAAGCCUCUCUGCAUGGAUAGUCGCUGCCGGCCCGCUCAGCAGAGGUCUAAGUACGAGCUGGUGGCGCUUCCUGUGGCAGCAGAACACGGCACACUAGUGCUUUUAACACUUAAAUGUCUGAGGCACAAGUCUUCACGUGUCUCUUCCAGAUGCACAAACGUAAUGGGGAGAGGCAGCCCCCUCUGUCAAGCCUACACUCCUUAAUUGGGAAAUCGAUUUUGUUUAGCUUGCAUGUCAGCACCCCCGGCUCUCUCCAAGCUCGCAUUGCUGGUGUUGGUUCUCUAGGAACAAAGCAGAAGCCCCAGGCGCGCUGGCAGCCGGCUGAGCUCUUGUCAACUGCGCCUUUGAUGCAGUGCCGCGUGCACCUCAGCUGGUUGGAAGUUCUAUUCCUUAUCUCGCUAAGCCUUGACCAGCCGUGGCAGCCUGCCACCACAUUUUAAAGAACCCUUUUUCUUGCUUUCUUGUCUGUUUUAUUGAAAAAGUUGUUAUCCCAUGGCACUGUGGUGACUGUUAGAAAGCAGGCAUUCCUUGCCUACCUCUUACCUUGCCGUGACGCUCCAGGAGAACAGAUCAAAGGGUCAGAGCUCACAGCAGGGGCUAGGAGCAGCUCGGCGUGUUAAACUGGAAAACAAAGGAAAAGCAGCGGGGUGGGAGCCUGGAGAGCAGUGGGUGGGAGAGCUGGAGUCCGGGGAGCCCGCGCAGCGCAGAGGAGAGCGGGUGUGCUGGGUCAUGGGAGAGCUGAUAAAACAAUGAAAGCUUUGGCACAGAGUUCAGAGUCCUUUUUCUGCUUAAUUAUCUGGGCUGGAGGCCCAUACGGGCCUCAUCUAACCACGUUUCUUGAAAGCUGGGUUUCUGUAGGAAGUAAGUGGAAGGUGAAGUUUUAGUUGCAGGGGCACCACUGAGGCUUGACGCUGGACACCUAGCUGUUGGAUUUCCUGGCACCAGUGAGGAGGUUUAGCAGUGGAGUUUUUCUUUAUUUUCCUUGGCUAAUGGAGCACGUCUUGAAGCAAAUCCUCUGGGUUGUGCUUGGCCUCUCCUGGUGUUCUCUGGCUUUGGUUUUCUUGGUACACCCACUCUUGUUUUCCCUUGCACCUCUCAUGUCAGGGCAGGCUGGCGUUAAGAACCAGGAAAGAGACAGUGCGCCGCGUGCCCACGGUGCCGGAGCAGAGGGGCUGUGCUGGUGGCAGGACAGAGCAGGACGGGAGGAGCCAGCUGCUGCGACGCAGGGACGGGUGGGCAGCGGAGGGGGCACCGUGCCGGGGACUGACACCGUUACCGCUCUCGUUCCCAGACCCUUGACAUGCCUGAAGACUUUUGGUGAAGCGCACUGUGCCGAGGUGACAGACUUUCUAUUUAAAGAAUGAAACCUUAUAUUAAAAUGGAAUUGAGAUUAGCAACGCACAACCGCCCUCUUUCUUCUCUCUGCCCGUCUCCGCCGGUGGACGUCGCAGGUGGCAGUUAGGACAGGAGCUGGCGGCCCGUCGUCCUCAUUCCCUGCCCGCAGCACCACUGUGCAACGGCCUGGUUGGCCAAAGGAGACCCUCGUGGGAGAGAGAAACCGGACAAUUGGGUGAUAAAGAAAACUUUUAAAGAAAGAAAAUGGAAUCUAUUUAGAAUUAAUUUAUAGCUGUAUAUAUGUUGUACUGUUAAACUAUGCAGGGGUUGGAUGAUUAAAUUAUUUUGUUCUGCGCUUG